Letharia columbiana is the source of this 651-nucleotide messenger RNA. RefSeq lists its product as uncharacterized. The record is from RefSeq and is a predicted model, not a curated record. The transcript is spliced from 2 exons. NCBI's taxonomy places the organism in Eukaryota, Fungi, Ascomycota, Lecanoromycetes, Lecanorales, Parmeliaceae. The coding region runs from base 1 to 651 and encodes 216 amino acids.
AUGCGCGCGGAGGCCCGUCGGAUACUCGGCCUAUCCUCCAUCGCCACCCUCUCUACCGUCUUCCCCGCCACCUCCUCCGUCGAGGAUGAUUUCUCUACCCUCUCACACCCCGCCUCAGACCUCGGCGGUGUUCCCAUAGGUCUAAUGGAUUACUACGCCUCCUGCUCCCCUCAAACUUGCAAUCCUACAAUCCUCGCAAUCAGCAUCGCCACCACCUUCCGCAAUACACGCGCCGGCUCCAAUGUCACCCUCUCAUUGCGCUGGCAUCCUCCAAUUACAGCGCCGCCUAGUGACGAUAUCUACACGUAUUCACCGGCUAACAUGCCGCGCUUCAGCCUGGUUGGUUAUAUCGAGCCGGUUCCUACGUCCGAGGUUCUGUCCUAUGAUGUGGAGGCUUGCUUCCUGAACAGACAUCCAGAUGCCGAGGCGUGGCUGCCGGGUAACAAGAUCCAUCAGAGCUGGUGGGGAAGAUUGGUCGUGAGGGAGGUGUAUUGGAUUGGCGGUUUUGGGGAUAGAGCAUAUAUUGGCUGGAUACCCGAGGGAGAAUGGAGUGGUGUCAGUGAAGAUGAAAUUGCAAAGGCGAGGUUGGUUGGGGAGGACGGGUAUGAGAAGUAUACCGGCUUGGUAGAGCAGGAAGUGCUUGAGUUAUGA